Coregonus clupeaformis (lake whitefish) is the source of this 6298-nucleotide messenger RNA. RefSeq names its product HIVEP zinc finger 2b (gene hivep2b). Bases 302 to 6298 code for a protein of 1998 amino acids. Gene Ontology annotation, biological process: regulation of transcription by RNA polymerase II. NCBI's taxonomy places the organism in Eukaryota, Metazoa, Chordata, Actinopteri, Salmoniformes, Salmonidae. Gene Ontology annotation, molecular function: DNA-binding transcription factor activity, RNA polymerase II-specific; RNA polymerase II cis-regulatory region sequence-specific DNA binding. The record is from RefSeq and is a predicted model, not a curated record. Gene Ontology annotation, cellular component: nucleus. The transcript has 8 exons.
UCAGUCAGCCAGCAUCAGCGGCGGCAACGUCUGAUUGAUAAGAUUUUACCCUCGCUAAAUCUGAUCAUUAUUGCUUAUGUUAUUACUAUAACCCAGGGACGUGGAGAAUGGACAGCUGGAAUUUGCGAUAUGAGGAGUGUGACGUAACUGGCGAUAUGGGACAAGAAGAGAGUAGACUAAUGUCAGAUGACCCUUUCCUGCAACCAGUUUACGUCUGCUAAUAUUACUACUACAGUAACAUAACAGACUUUAUCGUUUGUUGGAAAUCAACCCUGAAGAGGAAGGUGACAUUGGAAUCGUCAUGGAGUCACUAGAAACUACUGCAGAGGCCAAAUGCUCUAAAGAGGCUCUGGAAAUGACAGUUCCCCAGAGGAAGUCAGCAGCACCAGAACCUACGACUGCCCAAACUAAAAUAACCCCCUCGGCUGAUUCGGAGGGGGAGGGGUGGCAUCAAGGCCCAGAACCUGAGGAGGACCAGAGUAGAACCACAUGUUGUCCAACAGAUAAGUCUGACUCAGGGAAGCUAAGACAAUUAGAAGGGAAACCACUGCGCCAAUUACUGGAUCAACCCUGCAGUCAUCCUCAUUACAAUGUAUUAACCUCAUACCCACCACAGGAGAGACAGACAGUUCCCUUUGCUAGACAGAAAACGGCAGAUCACUUGGUUUCUGCACUGCCACUUCCACAUGUCAGCUGUGGAGGGUCCUCUCCUCAGAGGAGCUCCCCCAGUUUACCCGCUUCUCUCCAACACUGUUCCCAGUUAGGGACAGAGGAGCUAUCCAAGGACGUGUGUAGUAAGAUGGAACAGAAACAGCAGCAGAGGCCUGGGAAGUAUGUUUGUGAUUAUUGUGGGAGGGCAUGUGCCAAACCCAGCGUACUUACGAAGCAUAUCCGCUCACAUACUGGGGAGCGACCCUACCCCUGCGUGCCCUGCGGUUUCUCCUUCAAAACAAAGAGCAAUUUAUACAAACACAGAAAAUCUCAUGCUCAUUCCGUCAAAGCUGGGACAGUGCCAUUUUCAGAACUGGGUUCUUACAAUGCCAACAUGGAGGACCAGAGAUCUUUAGAGGGAGAAGGAGAGUUAUACUCUGACGCUGAGCAGAGCUCGGACACAGACGAGGAUGAUUCAUCGCUCUUGGACUCUGUUUCAGCGGAGGAACCAGAUAGCACCACUGCUGUUAAAGUACCGAAUCUCAUUGCCCAGAGACAGGGAGUUACAUUAGCAUCAACAUUAUCUGAGGAUGGUUCAUCCAGGCUCUCGGAAAUCAAUGCUGCUCAACCUCCAGCUGUUUCUCAGGUCAGUCGUGCGAUCCAAUCUAACGCCAUCAAGCAGAGGCUGGCACUACGGCUCUCAGAGAAAAGGAGCAGUGACACUGACACGUCUCUCUCCCUGCCUAGCCACGGAAGCAAAUGUAGCACAGACUCAGGCUACUUCUCAUGCUCUGAGAGCAUUGAACACCAAACUGGUGGUCCUCCCAACACAAAUGCCAAGUCCUAUCAAGAGAUAAUGUUUGGGAAGUGUUACAAGCCGAACCCGAAACAAAAAGCCAUAACUGUUGUGACUUGCAGGACAGACUUAAUGAACGAUCGUAAGAUUUCGGAGCGUGGUGUUUCCCGUGUAUUCACACAAGAAAAGGAAUCAAUGGUUGAAUCGAUCAGAAUAAACACACAUUCAUUUACAAGGGAGGACAUUAAGGAGGCUCAACUAGAGGUCUCUGAUUCUGGACAGCUGGUCCGGAGCAACUCGAUGCCCACGUCCUCGGUGGUAUGUCAGGACACGUCACAAGGCCUGCGAGGUAGCCACUCCUUUGAUGAAAGGGCGUCCCCUGGAGGCAUUAGGAGACUUACGAGACAGGCUGCCUUUGAACACUCUGCACACGAUGGACCUCCUGACCACUGCGGAAACAUCUCUGAUAUUUCCAACCUUGGAGUGGAGAUGGAAAGUUUCACCAUCCAACAAAAGCAAGCGAUGGAAUUUGCGACGAGAAAACGACGGAAGGAAAAAUGUGUUGUGGAGGAGGAGGAUGUAGGAGGCCAGUAUCACACAGACUAUGACCACUCUGAAGAGAUGAGGGACUAUGAUUCAAAGCAAGCCUCUCAAGGUGCUCUAACCACUAUAUCCUCAGUGAAAGGACAUGCCCAAAGCGUGCAUACACAGGAAAUGUGGGAAAAGAGAGAGAGAGAAGAGAGAAGAUCUUUAGGUAACGUCAUCUCUGUGAUUCAACACACUAACUCCCUAACCAGGUCUCUCUCUGAACAGUCAGACUCUUACAACUACCAGAGACAGGAUAAGCCUUCCUCAAUGGAUGUGGAGGAGCAAACCGAAACUCGAGAGAUGCAUAAAAGGACUGAGAUCUUUGCACACCAGCUGAGUGACAGUAGAUUAUUAGAUAAAUCGUAUCAAAUGACACCUAAGCUAGUCCGUCAGUCCAACAUACCGGUCCCAGAGAUCAGGGUGACUGUAGAACCAGACAGUCCAGAGAAAGAUAAAGCAGCUGAAGUGAAACAGGUGAAGGUGAAGGAACCUGAUAGACAUAUAGAGGAGUUCCAAUGGCCUCAGAGGAGUGAAACCCUGUCUCAGUUCCCCCCAGAGAAACUCCCUCCAAAAAAGAAGAGACUGCGCUUAGCUGACUUGGAGCACUCCUCUGGCGAGUCUAGCUUCGAGUCGGCCUGUACAAGCCUCUCCCGGAGCCCCAGUCAAGACAGCAACUUAUCCUACUGCUCCAGCUUCUCGUUUGACCGAGAGGAGAGAGAGAGAGAGGUUAUCCCCAAGCCAGCUUCCCCGGCGGCUAGACAGGAUGAGUUUGGCAAAGCGUUGGAGUUCUUAGCGGUGCCAGGAAGCGGCCACUCCCUCUCUGUCCUGAACCAGCGUCAACAACAUGAAAUGAGACGUUCCUCUUCAGAACAGGCACCGUGCCACUCCCAGUGCAGAGAGCUCCCAGAGGUCCGCAGCGUAUCGUUUGACUACGGCAGUCUCUCUCCAACGGCCAAAGUUAGACAUGCGGAACUCAGCGCCAGCUACUCAGAGCCCAGACGGGGUAACUUGGUAAGACAGGAGUCCUUGAAUGUUGACCUUGAAUUUGCACAUCCAGUCCUUCCGCUAAAUAUUCUUCCUCAGUACCUCAGCAAUGCCCUGUCGUUCUCAGCCACUGCUCUGCUCUCUCAUUCUCUGCCAAUGUUCGCCCCUCAGCCGUCACACUCUGGUCUCCUAGUUCCUGUUAGAAUCCAGACUCACGUACCCUCCUACGGUAGCAUCACAUAUACCACUGUGUCGCAAAUUGUAGAUGAUCCAUACAAAAGCGUUAGCUCCACCAGAACCUCUUCUCUCACUUCUCACUUUGCAAAUGUAGCAACGAAUUUGGAUACACCUAAUCUAUUAUUAGGACACCCCCGAGGACUGUUGACCAACCCAGUCCAGGUUCAAGUUCUAGAUCUGCCCCCAGCUAAGCUUAAGACAGGCAUCCCUCUCUCCCUGACCUCCAGGACGAUCUCCACCACUAACUGUGGGUCCAGUGGUGGGUCCAACAAGCGCAUGUUGUCUCCAGCCAGCAGCUCGGACCUGUUCAUGGAGGUCAAACAGCAGAAACGGGUCAAAGAGGAGAAAAUGUACGGUGAGAUAGUGGAGGAGUUGGGUGCUGUGGAGUUAGGGAAUUAUAAUGUGACUGAAGAGAACAAGCAGAGUUUAAAGUCAGAGUUUAAAAGUGACACCAACCAGCUAGCAUCAGCUGGCUUUCCUUCAAAAUCCUCUUUGUCGGCGUCAUCCUCACUUCCUUCUCACAACGAGCCAGCAAGUGGAAGCUUCAUCUCACCUCAGCAACAAUGGUCAGAAAGUCCUGAUUCCCCUAUGGAUAACUCCCCAACGGAAGCAAGCCUACAUCCACACGCUCUGCUUUCUCUAAAGGAUUUCAGUGAGUCUGGCAUGGACAGCAAGGCACAGAUGGAUGUGCUGGUGCAGUUAGUCAAAGGUCAGGGCAUCCUCAUCUCUGACAGGGAAAACACCAAACUGAUAUCUCCGUUUCCAAGUCUACGCACAGUGACAGGUGUGAGUUGGUGCUAUCUGAACUACACCAAGCCAAACAGCACUCACAGCAGCUCUCCCCUGUCCUCUGUGUACGCUUCGUGGUACGUCAGUUCCCAUAACCCCAACCCUCCUAACCUCAACACCAGUGCCACCCUGGCUCUGCUCCGCUCCAAACAGACGACUAACAGAUGGGUGUACACCAUGGCUGCCAUGGACCAACCUGGGACUGGGAAGCUGGUCUCCUCCUCACUCUUAUGGAGGAAGCGGCUCGGGCUGCUGCAGAGCAAACCGGUGCUCAAAGAGCUGGACGUGAUCUCCUAUGGAAGGAAACUGAAGGAUGCCAGCUGCAGGGUAAAAGCAGGGAAGGAGGACUGGAAAGACAGGGAGGUGUCCUCGAAACAAACAGCAGUGCCAACACCGACACCAACACCAACCCGGAUCAAAAUCUUUGAAGGAGGGUUCAAGUCCAAUGAGGACUAUGUGUACGUGAGGGGCCGAGGCCGGGGGAAGUAUAUCUGUGAGGAGUGUGGCAUCCGCUGUAAGAAACCUAGUAUGCUGAAAAAACAUAUACGCACCCACACUGACGUCAGACCCUACGUCUGCAGGGUCUGCAACUUCGCUUUCAAAACUAAAGGAAACCUGACCAAGCAUAUGAAGUCAAAGGCUCACAUGAAGAAGUGUCUUGAGCUUGGGGUGUCAGUCACAGUGGAUGAUACAGAGACACUGGAAUCUGAUGACAUCCAGCAAGACUCGAAGACCGGGGUCUUGAGCACAGCCAAACACCAGUUCUCAGAUGCAGACGACUCUGAUGGCAUGGAUGAAGAGAUCGACGAUAUCGACGAAGAUGACGAUGACGAUGAUGACUACGACGGUGACUCUACUCCCAAGAUCCUUUCCCGGAGCACCAGCCCUCAGCUCUGCGGCGGAGCCUCUCUGUCGGUCACAGCUACCGCCGUCAUCCAGGGUGUGUCGUCAGACCUCCAUGGCUGUCCCCUCAGUACCGUCAUCCAGGGUGUGUCGUCAGACCUUCAUGGCUGUCCCCUCAGUACCGUCAUCCAGGGUGUGUCGUCAGACCUCCAUGGCUGUCCCCUCAGUACCGUCAUCCAGGGUGUGUCGUCAGACCUCCAUGGCUGUCCCCUCAGUACCAUCAUCCAGGGUGUGUCGUCAGACCUUCAUGGCUGUCCCCUCAGUACCGUCAUCCAGGGUGUGUCGUCAGACCUUCAUGGCUGUCCCCUCAGUACCGUCAUCCAGGGUGUGUCGUCAGACCUCCAUGGCUGUCCCCUCAGUCCCUUUCAUCCCCUCCCCAGCUGCCUCUCAACCUACACCCUGUCUGGCAUCGAUGUCCACUCCCAUCCCACCUCCACCCUGCCUAGCAUCGAUGUCCACCCCCAUCCCCAUCCCCCCUCCAUGGGCAGGAGGACAGGGCCAGACCGGAGGACUGUCUUGGCCUCCAGCUUGGACAAGGAGGACUGUUGCCUGGCCAUGCUGUCUCCUGACCAGGGCUGUCUGUUCUUCGACCCCUACCCCACCUGUCUGCUGUCCCCCGGCUGGGAGUCCCCUCUGAGGGAACCGCCUCCCUCCCGCCUCCGCUACCCCUCACCCCGGAGAGACCACUCCCCACGGGGGCGCUCCUCACCUCGAUGGGACACCUCCCCGCUGAGGCCCAGCUCCCCCAACCUCACCCCCAUCCAGCACCUCUCCCCGGCCUGUAUGGAGAGGCCCCCGUCCCCAGGUGGAGUGGACCUGGCUGGGAGGAGACAGAGGGUGGUGCUCAGGGCUGUGUCUCCACGUAGAGGAGGCUCACAACAUAGAGACUCUGGGGAUAAAACCAGGCAGCAAGCCAAGGCUGAACUGGUCCAGCAGGGAGGAGCCAUUGAAAUGGAUAUGGAUCAGAGGAGAAGUGUGCCUCCUGGUUCCUCCUGCUUCAGCUGUCCCCAUCAGAACCUCUUCAGCCACCUUCCCCUACACUCUCAGCAGCAGGCUGGGACUCUCCUCCCCAUGGUCCCUAUCGGAGGGAUCCAGGUACUGCACUCCCUGCCCUCCUGCAGCUCUGACCGGACCCAUCUGUCAGCCCUGUCCCCUCAGAAGACUGAGCUCCACCAGGACAGCACUAAGGGGGGAUCUGUCCGCCUGGCGGCCCUAGGUGCAGAGGACUCAGGAGCCCAGCAGCAGGGGAGGGGGAUGGAGAGGGAGAGGAACCCUAAGCAGGAAGAGGUUCUUCAGACCUGCACCAAGGCCAUCGCCUCCCUCAGGAUCACCUCUGAAGAGCAUCUAUAG